AUGUUGUCGCUGCGCUUCCUCAGCGUCCACAUGAACAGCAUCAAGGAGCUCGAGAGUGGGUGCCUGCGCACGCUGCGGCACUUGGUGGAACUCGACUUGAGCGCGAAUGAACUGCGAGAGAUACCACCGGGGUGCUGGGACGGGCUUGGACAUCUCGAGCGCCUGAACCUGUCCAGCAACCAGCUGACCCGCCUUGGUCCGGCCGCCUUCGGCUCUCUCGCCUCGCUGCAGUGGCUUUCCCUCGGCUUUAACAGCAUCAUCGAUUUGGCAGGGCUGCGUUCGGUGCCGGCGUCUGCGCCGCUGGCCUACGUGGACCUGUGCGCCAACCGUAUCGCGACGCUGGACGAGGUCAUAGACGCCCUCACGCCCCACAGAACGCAUCUGCAGGAGCUGCGGCUGGAGUCGCCAUCAUCGCGAUCUUCCAUGGCGACAGCGGCGGCAGGCAGCGGCGCCUUUUCUACGCCCGCCACGAUGAACACCUCUCUCAACGACAGUCAGGACGGUGCAGCCGCCUACUGGCCCAUCGAAGAGAACCCGUGCUGCCUCACCACGGACCGUGACACGCAGGACGCGGGCGGCGGUAGCGUAGAGGUCAGUGGCGGGGCUGCUGGUGGGCAGGGCAACAGCCGAGUUCACGGCGCCGUUGGCAGUUCGCCUUCUGCUGCUAACUACGUGGAGCGGCUCCUGUCCUGCUUCCCGCGCCUGCUCGUUGUGAACGGCGUCUCCUACGGCGUGGACCCGUUGCACGCCCUUCGCCAGCAGCGACGCUCUCAGGAGCCGGAAGUUCAGGAGGUGGGACCGAGCGCAGCUGAUGCCACGGUUGCUGUGGCAGAUGUGUCACCCUUGGCGUCGCUGUGCAACGCGGACAAGAGCGCGUGGGACCGCUCUCUGCUCCGCGCGGGUGGUGCGGAGAACCCACCGGCAGGGGUGGAGCGACUUGCCGACGGCACACCCGUCAGCGAGGCCUUUGCACGACUGCUGAGGAGGCCACUGCCACACCUGCGGUGGUCGUCCUCGUCAUCGCGAUCGCCAUCGUCGGCUUCGUCGGGGGGGCCGAAGAAGCAGCGCCGCAGUCGCAACCGCCAUCGCGCUGACAGCAGGCAUCGAACGUACAGCUCAUCGCGGCACCGUAGCCGCCCUUCUUCAUCCUCCCCUUCUCCCCCUCGAGAGUCGUCUCGGCAUGGCCAUCGUGCAGCGGCUGCACCCGCGGCGGCGGCCCGAGCGGAGCAGGACGCGGGCUGGCUGCUGCCUUCAUUCAAGUCAGCAGCGCCUGCCACAGCGAACCCACUGCCACCGCAGCAGGGCCCGCAAGCAGCACCUCACAAAACCCGCGAGGUGGGCGACGAGAGCGUCGUUGCGGCUGGCGCUGCAAGCACGAAGGAGGCGCCACUCCGACAUGGCCGACGGGCCGCCGCCGCGAAGCCGCGCCGCGCUUCUCUGCGCCGUCGCUCGUCGUCAAACGCCUCGUCUCUCGCUGCGUCGCCACUCUCCGGCGCUGCUUCCUCUCCGCUCGCAGUGUCACCGUCGGCACCGCAAGAGCGUUAUCGCGAGCGCGAGCCGAAGACAGUAGUCUCGUCAUCGAGCAGAGCGACCCCGCAUGCGCGCAAGCUCCGCUGCGAGGUAGCGACACUGACGUCGGCCACAGAGGCGUUUUGCACACCCUCUGAAACCCCAUCAACGGGGCCGCGGAUGCCAUCUGCCGACAAGAGCUCCGACCUGGCUCUUCCUCUGAUGUCCCCUUCCCCCGCUGGUGUCACCGAUACCAGCGACAUCUCGCCGCCUGCCGCGGCAGCGCACAGGCAAUGUGAGCAUCGCGGCAGCGACGGCGAGAGUUACGAGAAGGACGACAGCCUUGCGACUACCACAGGCAGUGGAGCUGUCAUGCGUGUCGCUUCCAAGGAUCGGGCGACUCUCGAUCCGCCGCCGCCUCUUACGGGCGUCGGCUCAGCCGCGGCGCUGCGGUGGAAGCCGAAGCAGGUGUCCCGCGGGACCUGCACGGAGCAGGGCGCACAGACACUAUCGACGGUGUCGCGUGACGCGGAGCUAACGGCAAAGGUGGAUCAGUUGCAGGAGCAGCUUGCGCUCCGUACCACCACCAUCAGCGAUCUGCGUCGACACCUCGACCUCACCCGGACGCAGUACGUUGAGGGGCAGCGUGAGGCACAGCAGUGGCAGCAGCAGCUCCGCAGUCAGGUAUCCGCGCUGAAGGACGAGCUGGCGCGGCGGGCCGAGGAGGCGACAAUACUGCAGCGCAAGCAGCAGGCGCAACUGAAUCGAGCCGUCGACUCUGUCAAAGUGGAGUGGGCGCGGCGGCUCGAGGCGGCAGAGCAGCACAGCGCCGAGGCGUAUGCGGAGGCGACGGCCGCGUGGGAGGUGCGUCUAGCACGUGCCGAAGAACAGGAGCUGCAUAUGCAGCAGACGGUCGCUGUGAAGUCUGCGCAGCUUGUGACGCUCGAGCGGCAGACACACGCCAUGGAGGCGGAGAUGCAGGCAAUACGAGGCCGCCUUGUUACGCAGCGGCACCACUGGGCUGCGCAGACUGGGCUGCUGCUCGCCGAGGCGGACAAGCGGCGCUCGCUGGAAGCCGCGGCGGUGGCCUCACUUGCGCAACUGUGUCGCUCCUUCUCUGACGCAGUCGUGCACCUUCAUACAGAGUCGCUGCGCGAGGCUGAACGAGGCCGAGCGCGCGCGGAGGAUGCGCUGCGAGAGCAGCAGGCCACGUGGAGGGCGCAGGUAGCCGCGUACGAGGACGCUAUACGCCAUGCUGCGUCCGAAGUGCGCCAUGCUGUCGCGGGGCAGCAUGGCGCAGCUUACUUGUCACCGCUUCCACCGACAUGUACCUUGCCUACCCUGCCCGAGGCGCCGCCGCUGUCCUUGGCCAUGAUCCCAUCUCCGACGCUUGCAGGCGUGCCAGCCCCGCAGCACGAGCCGCUCGCGCUUAGCGACCAAAUCAGCAGCAACCAGGUCGUCAGUGCACAAGCCGGUGCCAUAGAGAGGGACGACAGGAAAGAGCGGACGCCGCUGGCGGUGGAGAGGACAGCUGCAGAUGGCAGUGCCCUGGUGUCAACCUCUACCACCGAGUCUCUACGUGUGGCCGAGGGCGAGGACAGUGACUGCGACGCAGGUGCGGAAUGCGGGGCUGCUUCCAAGGAGCUGAAGCAGGUGGCUGGCGUGAAUGACAGUGGCACUCUGAUCGCUUACUGGAGGUGCGCGUGCGCGCGUGUGGAAGCGCGGCUGCAUCGCGUGGAUGCUGCCCUGCACGUCGCCACUCUCACCCAGCAGUCCACGGCGGCGGAGAACACGCGUCUGCUCAGCCACGUCGAGGCACUGGAGGCGGAGAAGAAGGAGGCGCUGGCAGCCCACCACUCCACUUCUGAGGCUGCCGUCCAGGAGCGGGACAACUUGCUGCGCACGCUGCACACAUUACGAGCUGACAUGGAGCGGAAGGAAGCCGCAUUGGAUGCGCUGGAGGAGGAGGCGCACGCGAAACUGAACGAGAAGCGCCACCGCAUCGCCGAGCUCGAGGACGCCGUGGAGGCGCUCACAACGCAACAGGCGCGCGCAACAGAGGUGAACGUGUCCACGCGCGGACAGCUGGAGGCAGCGCAGGCGACGGUGGCACGCCUGCAGCAGGAACUGGCCGACGCGAAGGAACAGUGCAAGGCGGUGACUCAGCAGCAGGUGGAGCAGGUGCCAGACUUAGAGCGGAAGCAGCGUGAGCUUUCCGAGCUGCUUGCCACCCGCAACGCCGAGGCCCACCAGCAUCAGCUGGAGAAGAAGGCGCUGGUGCACGCUCUUACUAUCGCGCGGGAGCAGCUGGUGCGGUUGUACGAGUCCCACCAGCUCCUCUCCAGUGCGCACGCAAGCGCUAGGGAGCAGAUCACGCAGCUGCAGGCGAAGCUCGAUACAGCGCAGCGGCAGGUGCAUGAACUCCAAGAGGCGACCCGCGCAAAGCAGAAGGCCACCUUCGAAGUGCUGUCACACUUGAUGACGAACAACGCGCUCUAG
Messenger RNA from Leishmania major strain Friedlin, 4008 nucleotides. RefSeq lists its product as hypothetical. Gene Ontology annotation, molecular function: protein binding. The record is from RefSeq and is a predicted model, not a curated record. The transcript has a single exon. Bases 1 to 4008 code for a protein of 1335 amino acids. NCBI's taxonomy places the organism in Eukaryota, Euglenozoa, Kinetoplastea, Trypanosomatida, Trypanosomatidae.